Molecule: messenger RNA, 281 nt
Organism: Neurospora tetrasperma FGSC 2508
Lineage: Eukaryota; Fungi; Ascomycota; Sordariomycetes; Sordariales; Sordariaceae
Exons: 1
Coding region: 60-227 (55 amino acids)
Source: RefSeq, a predicted model, not a curated record
UGUGUGUGUAUGUGUGUGUGUGUGUCCGGUGUGGAAAUUAAUGCCGUGAUUAGCCCAUUAUGGGCCUUGAAAUACGGAAGUGGAAGGACAGGGGGAUAGUGUCUGUUCUUUCUGGCAGAACACCUGGGUCCGUUCUGCUUCUCGCGUUGUAUUAUUUAUCUCUUUCGGCUGCCCUUUUGUCACUGGCCACGAGGGAGCGGAAUCAAGGGAUGAACAACCGAAUAUGAAAGAUAUUUCGAGUAUGAAAGAAGAAGAAGACAAAAAAAUCAGACUUCAUACCA